This is a messenger RNA of Mesocestoides corti, 279 nucleotides long. Lineage: Eukaryota; Metazoa; Platyhelminthes; Cestoda; Cyclophyllidea; Mesocestoididae. The record is from the annotation of a GenBank genome assembly.
AUGCCUCGACUUGCGCUGACCAGGAGACGGGCUGACUUUCAGGUCAUUGCGGAAGCCAGCGGAUCUGUCGAACGGUGCCACUUGGGUAAGUGUGUGCACUUUAAAUUAGGUGUGAUUACGAGCGCCCACACAGCACACAAACACGACAGCAGCAGCAGCAGCAGCCAGACAAAAGCCGGACUGCGCGAGUGCGCCUACUUGAAGAAGGGAGGAAGCAGCUACUAUAAUUACCAAACCGACGGUAUUCCCUUUCCCCCAUCAACUCGCUUCGCGCGCUGA